Molecule: messenger RNA, 928 nt
Organism: Acanthoscelides obtectus
Lineage: Eukaryota; Metazoa; Arthropoda; Insecta; Coleoptera; Chrysomelidae
Source: the annotation of a GenBank genome assembly
AACUAUUGUAUGAACCUUUCCUGUGCGUGAAAUGUCAAAAAUUUGGUUAAAGACGAUAAAGGAAAAAUACCAAGGCAAAGUAAUUAGCGAACCUUCCACUUUCAGACGCUUUUCCCCUGCAUCUGCGAUCAUUUACCGUAACUUCGGACUAUCAGCGAGCUUCUGAUCAGUGCAGAAAGUCUUUUCGAAAAUCCGGAAAAACCGUGGUGUCGCAGAUAUGUCGUACGCAAGUGUUGGCGAAAAUUCAUGACCAGCGCUGGUAAUAUGAGAUAAAGGGGCCGCGAGACAGCGUGUUUUGAAGGCGAAAAGUGCAAGUCAUGGGAGCCAAACCAAGCACUGCGAACGGCACUCAGAGCCCCCGAACCCGGGCCUUCUCUACCAGUAGCAGCUCUGAGGUUGUGGCAGCCCCCGGGUUUCGCUUCAUGAGGUCUUUGGGUAUGGAUAUGUCCAACGAUCGACAGAGAGCCAGGUCCUUGUCUAGUGUGCCAGACCUCCAUGCCAGUCAUGAAGCUCUGUCAAUGCCCCCCACCGGCGCCAGUUUUGAUGUUUCGACUGGCGCCAGUUUUGAUGUUUCGACUGGCGCCAGUCCUGAAACAGACAGCAGUUCAGCAGAAGAUGCAGGUAGUCUUCUUGGCUCAACUGCAGCUAAUAUUGCCCUCGGUAGGGUUUAUGCUGCACAUUCCUUGCCUUCACAUAUUUGGUCUCUAAAUGUUGUGCGCGGGUUUGCUUCCACCAGGAGCUUUAAUUCGUCGUCGGCGACAUCAUGUGAUCGACCAAUGCGCUCUUCAUCUUCAAGGCUCUUGUCACCGCUACGGAACUUAUUGAACCACCAUUGCGAAUUUGAAGUGGAAUAAGGAAAUCAUGCGAAUUUUGCCUCUUGUCCAUCCUAUAUUUGCAGUCUUAAAAAGCAUUUAAAAUGAUAUAUAAA